This is a messenger RNA of Ostrinia furnacalis (Asian corn borer), 1024 nucleotides long. RefSeq names its product ATP-binding cassette sub-family A member 5-like. NCBI's taxonomy places the organism in Eukaryota, Metazoa, Arthropoda, Insecta, Lepidoptera, Crambidae. The record is from RefSeq and is a predicted model, not a curated record. Gene Ontology annotation, biological process: lipid transport; transmembrane transport. Gene Ontology annotation, cellular component: intracellular membrane-bounded organelle; membrane. The transcript is spliced from 7 exons. Gene Ontology annotation, molecular function: ABC-type transporter activity; lipid carrier activity. The annotation marks the transcript as partial.
ACAGACACAGACUCCUCAAUCCCACCCCCACGCGUGGACCUCCGCCAGUUCCCGAAACGUCAGCACACUGGCGACUGGCUGGUCAUCUUCCGCGUCAUCAUGCCGAUGUACAUGGUCAUGACGCUGUCUCAGUUUAUCACGUAUCUGCUGAUGUUUGUGGUGGGCGAGAAAGAGAAGAAGAUCAGGGAAGGGAUGAGGAUCAUGGGGCUGAAGGACUCGGUUUACUGGGGUGCUUGGUUCCUGAUCUACGCUGUGUUUGUAACAAUACUCUCCAUCGUCAGUACUGUCCUGCUUUUUACUUUGAAGGUAUUCCAGCAUUCUUCGUACAUCCUCAUUUUCCUGCUGAUGCUGCUUUUUGGAUUCACCAUCAUCACCUUCGCGUUUAUGUUGACACCGUUUUUCGACCGAGCUAGAACGGCCGGUAUCCUGGGCAGCUUCGCCGUGAAUCUGAUGAGCGGGCUCUACUUCAUCCAAGUGUUCGUGUCCAACGCCGACUCGCUCGCCUUCUGGUUCGUCUCGCUCAUCAGCUCCAGCUGUUACGCACUGGCUAUGGAUAAGGCUCUGGUCCUGGACAUGGCUGGCGUGGGCGUGACGUGGGACAACCUGUGGAGCGGGCCCGGCGUGCCCUUCGGCGGCAGCCUCAUCAUGAUGGCGGUGGACACGGUGCUCUACGGCCUCUUCGCCUACUGGCUGGACGCUGUCAUCCCGAGCGAGUACGGCAUCAAGCAGAAGCCGUGGUUCUGCCUGAUGCCGUCGUACUGGAUGGGCAGCCGGCGCGGCCGCGUCUCCGCCGUCCACUUCCACUCCAACGGCGAUACUGCGCACAACAAGGAUAUCGAACCAGUGCCCAGGUAUAACCAGCUAUGGCGUUUCAAUGACGACCCUAGAAGAGGUGUUCCUAAGUCUAGAAGGAGAGAACGCAGAAGAGACAGAAACGGUGGAAGGCGUGUCUUCGGUAAAGCUUGUGAGAGCGCGGGCGCUCUCCAGGAGUCUGUCUUUGCAGAGCAAGACCUUGAGCUAUCAG